Dalotia coriaria is the source of this 1499-nucleotide messenger RNA. Its product is annotated as venom acid phosphatase Acph-1-like. The coding region runs from base 146 to 1279 and encodes 377 amino acids. Gene Ontology annotation, biological process: dephosphorylation. The record is from RefSeq and is a predicted model, not a curated record. Lineage: Eukaryota; Metazoa; Arthropoda; Insecta; Coleoptera; Staphylinidae. Gene Ontology annotation, molecular function: phosphatase activity. The transcript is spliced from 5 exons.
UUCAAAUUGUCAAUAAAAGCAAUCAGUUCAAGAUUGUACUUCACGAGAAAGUAAAACUUGACUGCAUAAUAUGUAUUAACACUCAAUUGCAAUUGUUGAUAACUCGUAAUAAAAAUAAUAUCACAAGUUUUUUUGCGUUGUCAAGAUGAAUUUGCACUUUGCGUUCGCGUUUUUCGCAUUAAUUGUGACUAUAAAUGACUGCAGAGCUCUUGAUGGAGAGAGUAAAGACAAGGAAUUGGUACAAGCACAUGUGAUUUUUAGGCAUGGUGAACGUACUACCUAUCAAUUCUAUCCAAAUGACCCCCAUAUUAACAAAACUUUUCAUCCUAUCGGACUUGGCGGAUUAACAAACAAUGGAAAACUUGGCGAAUACAAACUUGGAAAGUUCCUGCGAAAAGAAUACAAUUCCUUGAUAGGUGAAUUAUACUCUGAUCAAGAUGUGGACGUGAGAAGUACCAAUACAAUUCGGACAAUCCAAAGUGCGCAGCUAGUCCUCGCAGGACUAUAUCCACCCGUUUCUGAACAGAUCUGGCAUCCCGAGCUGCGCUGGCAACCAAUUCCGGUUUUCAGCAAGUUAAAACCAGAAGAAGACCUUUUGCAUCCUGAGUUAUGUCCGAAAAAACUUGCUUACUAUGAUGACUUACCAAAUCAAGGCAGCAUUUAUCAAACUUUUAUUAAACCAUAUGAAAGUUUAUAUAAAUACGUCGAAGAAAAAUCUGGAAUGAAAAUACGACAUCCCCAUCAGCUUCUUGAAUUCUAUUUUGUUGUGAAUACAGAAGAAGAUCUUCAUUUAAAUCUACCUGAAUGGGUACACAAAGUCUACCCGGAUCAAAUAUACCCAGUGGCUAGUCUGACUUAUAGCUAUCAUAAUAUGGACAAUGAAAUCAAGAAAAUCAACGCGGGAUAUUUAGUGAAAAAGAUUCUAAUGGAUGCUUUUAAUAUGACUGAAGUACCGAAACAAGAAGGUGUUAAGAAAUUGUAUUUGUACUCUGGCCAUGAGAGUACUUUAGGUUAUUUACUUUUUGCACUGGAUGUCCUCAAACCGCACAUUCCUGCCUAUGGUAGUGCGAUAAUGAUUGAACUUUACAAAGAUAAACAGUCGGAAUAUUUUAUUAAAAUUAAAUACCGCAAUAGUCCUGUGGCCAAUGCAGCUCUAGAAUUCAUUCUUCCAGGAUGUAAUGGUAGGACUUUUUGUCCACUAAAAAAGUUCUUUGAUUUGCAGAAUCAUUAUCUGCCGACUCUCAGUAUUGAAGAAGCUUGCAAACUGGAUAGUCCAUAGCUACAUUACGAUUUAAUAUAACCUACAUUAUUUUUAAUAUUUAUGUUAAAAUUUAUUAGACAUCUAGAAUGUAGUCAUAAUUUUAGGUAGAACUGACAAUAACUGCAAUUAAAUUAUCUUUUAGAUUUAGUUUGUUUUAGAUUUACGAAAAGAUUUAUGUAAAUUAUUUUUAAACUGUCACAAUUUCCAAGCGAAUAAAGCACCUGUUAUCAUUUCAAAA